Messenger RNA from Neurospora hispaniola, 738 nucleotides. RefSeq lists its product as uncharacterized. Lineage: Eukaryota; Fungi; Ascomycota; Sordariomycetes; Sordariales; Sordariaceae. The transcript has a single exon. The record is from RefSeq and is a predicted model, not a curated record. Bases 1 to 738 code for a protein of 245 amino acids.
AUGGGCAUCUUUGACUACCUCCGCCCCCGUCGACAGAACGGCAUACCAAGAAAACACACCAUGCCUUCAAAUUCUCCAGAACUUCCCUCAUACCAAAAUGAUGCCCUCGACAAGCGACACUCCAAACUCUCCUCCAUGUCGCCCAACGCAGAGCAACCACAGCUUGAACCCAACACCAGACCAACAACAAGCUCAAGCUGCACCUCCAUUUUAACCACCAACUCGGCCAUAACCUCGACCUCAAUCUCGACCUCAAUCUCGACCUCCAUCUUGACCCCCACCACAACCUCACACACAACAACUACCACCCCCCUCUCCCCCCCUCACUCAAACCACACCCUCAGCAACCACAACCUCAACAGACCACCCACCCCUCCCAACCGCCAACCACCACCGCCCUCCCCACCACCAUCCCCGCCACUCCUUCCAACAUCCGAAUUCACUCUACAUUUACCACCACCGCCGCCGCCCCCCUACGCCCGCCUCUCCUCCCGAAGGACAGACCUCCCUUUACCGUCCUACGCAGAACUUGUCCAAGAGAGACAAAUCGUCCCUCCGCGUCCACGACCACGUCCCACACCGCGAGAACCACCGCCUUCUUUUGAAGCGGCAGAGAUUCAGGAACACGACGAGUUACAUGCGGAUCCGUCCAUGUGGCCGGGGUGUGAGUACUGUCGGGUGUAUGAGUUGUGGGUUUGUUAUUGGAGGGGGGAGGGGGUGGGGGAUGUGAUGGGGUAG